Lotus japonicus is the source of this 2456-nucleotide messenger RNA. Its product is annotated as protein NRT1/ PTR FAMILY 4.6-like. Gene Ontology annotation, molecular function: transmembrane transporter activity. The transcript has 6 exons. NCBI's taxonomy places the organism in Eukaryota, Viridiplantae, Streptophyta, Magnoliopsida, Fabales, Fabaceae. Gene Ontology annotation, biological process: transmembrane transport. Gene Ontology annotation, cellular component: membrane. Bases 481 to 2238 code for a protein of 585 amino acids. The record is from RefSeq and is a predicted model, not a curated record.
GUCUCGGCCUUUUCCUUUCAAUUUUGACCCAUUACCUUCACUCAAAGCUUUCUGGUUUAUGAAAUUGAUACAAUGCCAGCAAUGGAUUCUUCAGUGAAAACAAGCAUAUAAAUCAAGUACAGUGGGACAUGCAUGUUGGGUUGAUUAACAUAAUUGAUUGAUUAAGCAUCCAUAAUUAGCACCUUUAAGCCAAUAAUACAAUCCAAAUUUUUUUCUUUUAUAUAUGAUUUGAAAAUGCCAAACUAGUUGUGAGCUAAGAGUCCUUCAAAAAGGAGUGACAGUGAGCAUGAUAAGCAGCAUGGAGGCAAGCAAUUUUAAGGCCAUGGAAAUCAUAAACUAGGCCCUGUUUGGAUUUUAUGCUCUCAUUGUGUUAAACUUUAGCUUUUUUCAAAAGCUUCCUUUUUGGGCUAUAUGUUCACAAACACCAUUUCAUCUGAACUGCACAUUCCUGUCUAAAACACAUAUCUCAAUAUCUCCAGAAUGGCAGAUCAAGAAGCAACAACAGAAGAACAGAAGCUGCUGGCACAAUGGAAGAGAAGAAAAGGUGGAUUCAGAGCUUCCAUGUUCAUUUUUGUGUUGUCAGCAUUGGACAACAUGGGUUUUGUGGCAAACAUGGUGAGCUUAGUGCUGUAUUUUUAUAUGGUGAUGCACUUUGAUCUGUCCAGUUCUGCCAACACUCUCACAAACUUUAUGGGUUCAACUUUCUUGCUUUCCCUUGUUGGAGGCUUCAUCUCAGACACUUACCUCAAUAGAUUCACCACAUGCUUGCUUUUUGGAUCACUUGAGGUUCUGGCUUUGACAAUGCUCACAGUUCAAGCUGGUUCAGAUCAUCUACACCCAGAUGCUUGUGGCAAGUCAAGCUGUGUGAAAGGUGGCAUAGCAUUCAUGUUCUACACAUCAUUGUGUUUGAUGGCAUUGGGCAUAGGAGGAGUCAGAGGAUCCAUGACACCAUUUGGUGCUGACCAAUUUGAUGAAAAGGAUCAAAUUGAAGCAAAAGCACUUGCAAGCUUUUUCAAUUGGCUUUUGCUCAGUUCAACUCUAGGAGCAAUUACUGGUGUCACUGGUGUUGUGUGGGUUAGUACCCAAAGAGCUUGGCAUUGGGGUUUUUUCAUAAUAACCAUAGCGUCCUCUAUUGGCUUUGUGAUCCUUGCUCUUGGUAAGCCAUUCUACCGCAUCAAAAUCCCUGGAGAUAGCCCCACUUUGAGGAUUGCUCAGGUUAUUGUUGUGGCUUUUAAAAACAGAAAGCUGUCACUGCCAGAGUCACAGGAAGAACUAUAUGAGAUCAGUGAUAAAGAUGCUGCAGUGGAGAAGAUUGCCCACACCAACCAGAUGAGGUCUCUAGAUAAAGCAGCCAUUCUCCAAGAUAACUUAAAACCUCAGCCAUGGAAGGUUUGCACGGUGACACAAGUUGAAGAAGUGAAGAUCCUAACUAGAAUGCUACCCAUAGUAGCCAGCACAAUCAUAAUGAACACAUGUUUGGCACAGCUUCAAACAUUCUCAGUUCAACAAGGGAAUGUAAUGAACCUAAAACUUGGCUCUUUUACAGUGCCUGCAGCAUCCAUUCCUGUUAUCCCCCUUAUUUUCAUCAGCAUCCUGGUUCCCUUGUAUGAGUUGUUCUUCGUGCCAUUCGCGCGAAAGAUCACUCAUCAUCCUUCAGGAAUCACACACCUUCAAAGGGUAGGUGUUGGUUUGGUACUCUCAUCCAUAUCAAUGGCAGUGGCUGGGAUUAUUGAGGUGAAAAGAAAAGACCAAGGAAGAAAAGACCCAUCUAAGCCCAUAAGCCUAUUUUGGCUUUCUUUCCAAUAUGGUAUAUUUGGAAUUGCUGACAUGUUCACACUUGUUGGACUCCUUGAAUUUUUCUACAGAGAAUCACCUGCAAACAUGAAAUCACUCUCAACCUCUUUGACAUGGUUAUCAAUGUCUCUUGGUUACUUCUUGAGCACUGUUUUUGUCAAUGUCAUCAAUGCUAUUACUAAAAGGAUCACUCCUAGCAAACAAGGAUGGUUGCAUGGGUUUGACUUGAACCAAAAUAAUCUGAACCUUUUCUAUUGGUUCCUAGCCAUACUUAGCACACUUAAUUUUUUCAACUACCUUUAUUGGGCUUCCAGGUACAAGUACAAAUCUGAAGAAAGCAAUUCAAGCACAGGUUUUAAUGGUUUAGUUGAAAUGCAUCUUGGGGCAAAGCAAGACUGGGAAGCCAAUGGUGAACCACCCACCCAUCGUGACCGAGAGAUUUAAGAUCUUAUGCCUCCAUUUGGUGUCUAACCGAAUGACAAUGAGAGUGAGACUGCUAUAGUAUCAGAAUGUACUAAGAAGCUUUGGGAUGUGGAAAUAGGUAGUGGUUGAAAUCAAUGUUAUGGAACAUGUGUGGUAGUAUGAUUGAUUGUUGUUGUCGGAUCUGUGUGCCCAGAGUUUAAAGGUUUUUUAUUUUAUUUUAACAUGCUCCUUUCAUACCA